Amaranthus tricolor (Joseph's coat) is the source of this 1321-nucleotide messenger RNA. Its product is annotated as zinc finger BED domain-containing protein DAYSLEEPER-like. Bases 6 to 911 code for a protein of 301 amino acids. NCBI's taxonomy places the organism in Eukaryota, Viridiplantae, Streptophyta, Magnoliopsida, Caryophyllales, Amaranthaceae. Gene Ontology annotation, molecular function: DNA binding; protein dimerization activity. The transcript has 3 exons. The record is from RefSeq and is a predicted model, not a curated record.
AUAGGAUGCUUGAAAGGGCAUUGAUUUAUUGUCCUUGUUAUGAAAACCUGAAAAGAAUUGACAAAGACCUUCCUAAUAUUCCUACACAUGAUGAUUGGUCAAAGGUUAAAAAAAUUGUUACACUUUUAAAACCUUUUGAUGAUAUAACAAAACAGUUUUCGGGGAGAAAUUAUCCAACUGCCAACUUGUACUUUAAAAGUGUGUGGAGAAUCGAAUGUUUGUUGAUACAAUAUGCUGAUAGUGAAGAUGAGUUUUUAAAAGAUAUGGCAAAGAAUAUGAAAAAUAAAUUUGAUAAAUAUUGGGAAAAUUAUAGUGUUGUUCUUUCUUUUGCUGCCAUGAUGGAUCCUCAUUAUGAAUUUCAAUUGAUCAAAUAUUGUUUUGAACACUUGGAUCCUCAAAAUGGGUCAUGGAAAGCCAACCAAGUCAAAAACAAACUCUAUGAUUUAUUUGCGGAGUAUGUAAGGAAUGAUACUCCCUAUGACCAUGAAGCUAGUAGUAAUGUCGUGGAUGAUGAUCUUCCUAGAUUUUCAUCUUUUGCUAGAGGGACUAGUGGAAAUUUGUCACAAUUAGAUAUUUAUCUUGAGGAGUCUAGGCUUGAUCAUCAUCUUGAACUAGAUGUAUUGCAAUGGUGGAAAACAAAUGAAACUCGACAUGCACAGGUUGCGCAUAUGGCAAGGGAUUUAUUAGCCAUUCCAAUUACUACUGUUGCAUCCGAGUCAGCUUUUAGCUUAGGAGAUCCACUUGAAAAUGGAUUAGAGGUUGAUCUUCCACCAAUGUGUAAUGAAGAAGCUAACAAAGAUUUAGAAGAUGAAGAUGAAGAUGAAGAUGAAGAAAAUGAAGAUGAAAAAGAAGAUGAAGGCGAAGAAGAAAAUCAAAAUGAAGAUGAAGUGUUUGAACAAUUUGCUAUUUAACAUGUUCUUAUUUAUACUUUUAAUAUUUAAAUUGUUGUAUGUUUGAAUUGAUUCAUUUGGAUAUUUUUUUGUAGUAUGAUGCAUUUUAGACAUUUUAAUGAUUUUUUUAUGUUGAAUUAGUCGAUUGGAUAUUCUAAUGUUUUAUGGUAACCCGUUGGAUCAAUCUGAACCUACCCGAAACCCUGAGUGAUCCGACCAGAAACUAACCUGAUCCGAAACUGACCCAACCCAAAAAUGACCCGACCGAAAUUAAUCCGACCCAAAACUCGACCGACCGACCGUUUUCCCAGGUCUAAUAAUAUCUCAUAUAAAUGCAAGAGAAAGAUAUCAUUAGGAGAGUACAAGUGUGCAGCAGUUUUGUAUUAUCGGAAGUAUUAAUUAAUUAAAGGCCAAUUAUGAUAAACGAUUAA